This is a messenger RNA of Notothenia coriiceps (black rockcod), 1152 nucleotides long. Lineage: Eukaryota; Metazoa; Chordata; Actinopteri; Perciformes; Nototheniidae. The record is from RefSeq and is a predicted model, not a curated record.
AUGUACAGCUUUAUGGGAGGGGGCCUUUUCUGUGCCAUAGUUGGUAAUAUCCUGUUGGUGGUCUCCACUGCAACGGACUACUGGAUGCAGUACCGUCUCUCUGGAAACUAUGCCCAUCAGGGCCUGUGGAGGUACUGCAUCUCCAACAAGUGCUACAUGCAGACUGACAGCAUAGCUUACUGGAAUGCAACCCGGGCCUUCAUGAUCCUUUCAGGGAUGUCGUGCUUUGCCGGCAUCAUAGCUGGCAUCAUGUCUUUUGCUCACUUCUCCUCUUUUGAAAGGUUCAACCGCUCCUUUGCUGCAGGAAUCAUGUUUUUCAUCUCCACUUUCUUUGUUCUGCUUGGUAUGGCCAUUUACACUGGAGUGACAAUCAACUUCCUCGGGAGACGCUUUGGGGAUUGGCGCUUCUCCUGGUCCUACAUCCUGGGCUGGGUGGCCAUGCUCAUGAACUUCUUUGCAGAACGAACCGACCAAAGAAUGGACCCAGCGGAUUUUCGUGAGUUUGAGAUGGAUCUGUUUGAUCUAGACUUUUCUCUACAAUGUUCUCAUGCCGAGUGGAAAGGAACUUCUUCCAGCAAGGACAAAGAGGCUAUUCUCGAGAGGGCACGAAUGGAAGUGGCCGAAAUGCCUUGGUUGAGGAGUUUGUUGCCGGAGUGGUUACAGCUCUUCACAAGUUGUCCUGAGGACUGGUCCGAUGCUUCUAACCCUUUCCUCGGAUCCGACUACGGUCCUGUUGGAGGUCCACGGAGUCUCCAAAGAGCCUCUAGGAGACGCAGGGCCAGGACUCCAGCCCGUGCUCCAACAGCCAUGAUCCCGGUGUGGGAUUUCCAACCUGGCACCAUAUACCUCGGUGGGAUCCGUCUGAAGACAACCCAUGCUUCUGCCCCAGUUCCUGCUCCUGUCCAGGAGUCGUAUGCUGGAACUCGUCUGGCUUAUGGAGGUCCACGGAGCCUUCAGGCGACUGCUAAGAGAAGGAGUCGCAAAGCCAAACUAGCAGCCCGAGCCCCAAGAGUCAUGGCUCCUGCCCCAGUACAGGCCCCAGCAGCCAUGCCUCCAUGCUCCAGUACCGGCCCACGCAGCUUUGCUUCCAUACUCCAUUACCUCUCUUACACAGCCGGGGUCCAGGCUUCCGCUCCGCGCCCAACAGCCAUG